GCACUCCUUUGCAUUUUAGUCGAAAGUUUGUGAGAAGGAAGUGGUUAGUGAAAGUCUGUGUCUGUACGAUAAUUACUGUAAAAAAACCUGCAAUAUUAUUAAACAUUUUGUGAAUUAUGGCAAGUGAAGCACAAAGGUUAAUUGGGAUAUCAUUAACAAAAAUUGCACAAAGUAGAUCUCAUCGCGGAGGUGUUAGUUUGCACAAAAAUUUACUUGUUGCUACUGUGCUACAGAAAGCGCGGUAUAUUUUUAUGGAAGAGGCUUACAACAUGGUCCAUUAUCAAGCACCAGCGCCAGUUCAAGUUAGGCCUGUGGUUCCUGAAGAAGAUUUAGUUGGAUUAACUGCCGAGGAAGCCGGUUUAGAGUCGACUGAUCUUCCUGAUGACAUACAGCAAUCUUCUUCAAGUAGUGACAAUUUACAAGAGUUUUUGCAAGCAACGUGUGUUAAGUGUGCGGAAAAUCAAGAUAAAGAGAAUCACCCGCCUUAUCAUUCUUCGGAAUUGACUUAUUUCGACUUGGACAAAAGUUCUAAUGUGUUACGUGAAAGAAGCAACUCGCCCUCAUUAAAAAGACGACGAGCAGUAGCCGAAUGGGAGACCGAAGAAGCCGUCCAAUCCAUCUUGCCGAAAAGAAGUAAACAGGAUGAGGAAAGUGAGGUGCAUGACGACUCGGUUUUUUUGGAUGACGCUACGCUUCUGUCUGACGUAGUAAGCAAAGAGGUUGACGCGGCGUCGGAGAGAAACCAGGAGUCAAAUGGGGGGUCUGCUAUGGAAAUCGAUCGCAUUACGUCAUUGGUGUCCAUAUUCAGUUUUAGUAUGGGAGAUGGGAAACUCAACAGGUCGAUGUCCACGCCAGAUUUAUGUUCGGCACAAGCAAAGGACACUGGAGAUGGUUUACAACAACGGCCUUUUCUAGCUAUGACUGUAUAAUAGAAGUGAUAGCUGCUAUUUUUCUAGGAAAUAUCGCCGCCCGUCGAGGCUGACCCCAACUUCCGCCAGAAGCAUCAGGAGUAGCGUGUUGUGAAAUAAAUUUCUUACAUACGAUCUCCUUUUGACAACGAAGAGUAUUUAUUUUCUUUGCAAAUUUGUCAUAGUUAUCAAAAUUAUGUGUGCUAUAUUUUGUGAUACAAUAUAGUUUAUUUGACAUUUGCAAAGAAAAUGGCUUAUUUCGUGACGGUAUUAAAAUACCAGACCAUGUGAUAGUGAUGUUAACUAUGUAAUUGUAUUUUUGUAAAAAUGGAUGCGUGAAGGGGUGAAUCAACCCUGAACCUUUAAGUCUUUGUUCUUGCCAGAGGCAGAAAAUUCUAUUCUUAGAAAUACAUUCCAUUUUAAUAUCUACCUGGGCCCAGGUAGUUGUAGACAUGUUUAUUUGUGUAGGUAUCUCUAAAUGUUUAAUCUUAGUCAAAUAGGAUGAAUGAGAUCCAGAGUUUAUCAUUUUAGACUUGAAUGUUCAGGGACAAAAACUGUAGAUAAAUAAUGGCUUCGUUUUAGGAGCUACUAAUUUUAUUCUUGUAUAUAACGAAUUAUUAAUUAUACACUAUAUUGUAUAUUUGAAAUAAAUUUUUAAUAUAA
This is a messenger RNA of Anoplophora glabripennis (Asian longhorned beetle), 1571 nucleotides long. RefSeq lists its product as uncharacterized. The transcript has a single exon. Bases 117 to 929 code for a protein of 270 amino acids. The record is from RefSeq and is a predicted model, not a curated record. NCBI's taxonomy places the organism in Eukaryota, Metazoa, Arthropoda, Insecta, Coleoptera, Cerambycidae.